Myotis myotis is the source of this 6626-nucleotide messenger RNA. RefSeq names its product zinc finger FYVE-type containing 9 (gene ZFYVE9). The record is from RefSeq and is a predicted model, not a curated record. Bases 500 to 4768 code for a protein of 1422 amino acids. Gene Ontology annotation, cellular component: early endosome membrane. Gene Ontology annotation, biological process: endosomal transport. Gene Ontology annotation, molecular function: metal ion binding. The transcript is spliced from 19 exons. Lineage: Eukaryota; Metazoa; Chordata; Mammalia; Chiroptera; Vespertilionidae.
CGGCAGGGGGCGCUGUGGCCCAGCGGCGCCGGCGGCAGGAGCAGCCAAGGCGACGCUGGAGGCUCCGCCGAGGCUCCCCGCCUGCGGCACCGCGGUCGUCCCGCCGCAGCCUGGCGCCCCCGACCCCGCUGCGCUGAGCUCCUCCGCUCUCCGCGCGGCGGCGGCGGCCCGGGAGCCCGAUGCGGCUCGGCGGGUGCUGGGCCUCAGCAGCAGCAGCGGCGGCGGCCACAGCCCCUUCGGCCACAGCGGGAAGCUUCGCGGCGGCGCCGGGGCAGCGCCGGUGCUCUCCGGAGGAGGCUGCGGGCUCGGGGACGACCCCCCCGGGCCAUGCUGAGGCGACGGCGGCCGCGGCUCGAGGAUCAAACAGAACAUACUGAAUCAGCAAGACUGGCUGGCAAUGCAGCAAGCAUCAUGAUUAAGCACAGGGAAGUCUGUUUCUUAUCACACAUGUAAGGAGAAAAAGAUUUAAACAAGUCUCUUAAGCGGUGUUUCCUCACCGAUGGAGAAUUACUUUCAAGCAGAAGCUUACAACCUGGACAAGGUUUUAGACGAAUUUGAACAAAACGAAGAUGAAACAGUUUCUCCUAUUUUAUUGGAAACAAAGUGGAAUAAGCUUCUAGAUCCCUCCUCGCACCGACUGUCAUUUAACCCUGUAUUGGCCAAUGUGAAUGAACCUGCAGUUUCUAAUGAGUCACAGCCACAAUUGAAAGUCUUCUCUCUGGCUUAUUCAGCUCCUCUCACCAUACAAAGAGAGGACCAUUGUGCUAAUGGGCAGGACUGUAGUCUGAAUCCAGAGGUCAGCACAAUGUGGAUUGAUGAAAAUGCCAUUGCAGAAGACCAGUUAAUUAAGAGGAACUGUAAUCAAGAUGAUCAAUGCAGUACUGUUGAAGUGGGAGAGAAGAAAUGUGGAAACCUAGCUUGUCUGCCAGAUGAGAAGAAUGUUCUUGUUGUAGCUGUCAUGCAUAACUGUGAUAAAAGGACAUUACAAAGCGAUUUGCAGGAUUGUAAUAAUUAUAAUAAUCAAUCCCUCAUGGAUGCUUUAAGCUGUUCACUGGAUAAUGAAAACAGACAAACUGAUCAAUUUAGUUUUAAUAUAAAUGGUUCCACUGAAAAAAAUAUGAACUCAGAGAAACAAAUGGAUCUAGUGACUAGGCCAAGUGCAGAGGGGGAUUCUGUUAAACAUAUAUGUACAACUUCAUCUGAUAAUCUAGCCAGUAGCUGUUCCCCUUCACAAUUAAAGGAUGACGAAAACAUAGGUAGAGACCCCUCCAUGUCUGUAAUUACAAGUUUAACAGUUGAUUCAGUAAUCUCAUCCCAGGGAACAGAUGAAGGUCCUGCUGUUAAAAAACAAGAGAACUAUAUGCCAGAUGAGAUUCUCACUGACAAAACCAACUCUCCUAGGACAGAUCUAGGGAGUUUAAACUCCUUUUCCCAUUUGAGUGAGGGUAUUUUGAUGAAAAAAGAGCCAGCAGAGGAGAUGACAACAGAAAGAUCCAUCCCAUCUGGUUUACCUCUGCUUCUCAAACCAGACAUGCAUAAUGGGUCUGGAAAGGAUAACUGUGAACAGUUUUCAGAUGGCCUUGUGCCCAGUGAAGUUAGAGCUGAUGAAAAUGGAGGUCGUGAGCAUGAAGAAAUUCUUGGCUCUACAGACCUUCUUAAUAUGACAGAACAUUUCUCUGAAUCUCAGGAGAUGGCUGAUUGGAAAUUGACUAAACUAAAUGAAGUGAAUGACAGCCAAGUAAGUAAAGAAAAUGAGAAGUUUCUGCAGAUGAAUCAGCCUGAGGACACUUACAGUGAUAGUGGAGGAGAGUGUGAUAGAAUGGCAGAAGCAGGUCUAAAUUUAAAAGGAACUUUCAUGAAUGAAAGUGAAGGCUGUGAUUUCUCCACUGUUACAGAUACACCAGCAGCAAAUACUUCAUCUAAUUGUGAUUCCUAUGGAAUGCAGAGCCCAGUUGUUUGUUUUGUUCCAAAGACUUUACCCUCCAAAGAAGAUUCAGUAACAGAAGAAAAGGAAAUAGAGGAGAGCAAGUCAGAAUGCUACUCAAAUAUUUAUGAACAGAGAGGAAAUGACAUCACGGAAGGGAGUGGACUACUUUUAAACAGUACCGGUGACCUAAUGAAGAAAAAUUAUUUACAUAAUUUCUCUAGCCAAGUUCCAUCAGUGCUUGGGCAAUCUUCACCCAAGAUAGCAAACCUGCAAUCUAUCAGUGUUCCUUUUGGUGGUGCAAGACCCAAGCAACCUUCUAACCUUAAACUUCAAAUUCCAAAGCCAUUAUCAGACCAUUUACAAAAUGACCUUCCUGCAAACAAUGGAAAUAAUAUUAAAAACAAAAAUGAUGUUCUUGGGAAAGCAAAAAUAGGGGAAAACUCAGCAACCAAUGCAUGUAAUGCCUCUUUGGGAAACAUUUCUAUUGCCGAAACAAAUGGGGAACAUUUAGAAAGUUAUGAGUCUGGGAUACCUAGUAGACCGGGUCUUGUAUUACCUCCAGAUAGCCCAGAUAAUGAUCUCAGAGCUGGUCAGUUUGGAAUUUCUGCCAGAAAGCCAUUUACCACUCUCGGUGAGGUGGCUCCAGUAUGGGUACCAGAUUCUCAGGCUCCAAAUUGCAUGAAAUGUGAAGCCAGGUUUACUUUCACCAAAAGGAGGCACCAUUGCAGAGCAUGUGGGAAGGUUUUCUGUGCUUCCUGCUGUAGCCUGAAAUGUAAAUUGUUAUACAUGGAUAGAAAGGAAGCUAGAGUAUGUGUAAUCUGCCACUCAGUGCUAAUGAAUGCUCAAGCCUGGGAGAACAUGAUGAGUGCCUCAAGCCAGAGCCCUAACCCUAACAAUCCUGCUGAAUACUGUUCUACUAUCCCUCCCUUGCAGCAAGCUCAGGCCUCAGGAGCCCUGAGCUCUCCACCUCCCACUGUGAUGGUACCUGUGGGAGUUUUAAAGCACCCUGGAGCAGAAGUGGCUCAGCCCAGAGAACAGAGGCGAGUUUGGUUUGCUGAUGGGAUCUUGCCUAAUGGAGAAGUUGCUGAUGCAGCCAAAUUAACAAUGAAUGGAACUUCCUCUGCAGGAACCCUGGCUGUGUCACAUGACCCAGUCAAGCCAGUAACUACCAGUCCUCUACCAGCAGAGACAGAUAUUUCUCUGUUCUCUGGGAAUAUUACUCAGGUUGGAAGUCCUGUUGGGAGUGCAAUGAACCUUAUUCCUGAAGAUGGUCUUCCUCCCAUUCUCAUCUCUACUGGUGUAAAAGGAGACUAUGCUGUGGAAGAGAAACCAUCACAGAUUUCAGUGAUGCAACAGUUGGAGGAUGGUGGCCCUGACCCACUUGUAUUUGUUUUAAAUGCGAAUUUGUUGUCGAUGGUUAAAAUUGUAAAUUAUGUGAACAGGAAGUGCUGGUGUUUCACAACCAAGGGAAUGCAUGCAGUGGGUCAGUCCGAGAUCGUCAUUCUUCUACAAUGUCUGCCUGAUGAAAAGUGUCUGCCGAAGGAUAUCUUUAACCAUUUUGUACAGCUUUAUCGCGAUGCUCUGGCAGGGAAUGUUGUGGGUAACUUAGGACAUUCCUUCUUCAGUCAAAGUUUCCUUGGCAGUAAAGAACAUGGUGGAUUCUUAUAUGUGACAUCUACUUACCAGUCACUGCAAGACCUUAUACUCCCAACCCCACCUUAUUUAUUUGGAAUUCUCAUCCAGAAAUGGGAAACUCCUUGGGCGAAAGUGUUUCCCAUUCGACUAAUGUUGAGACUUGGAGCUGAAUAUCGACUUUAUCCAUGCCCACUGUUCAGCGUCAGAUUUCGGAAGCCAUUGUUUGGAGAGACAGGACAUACCAUCAUGAAUCUUCUUUCGGACUUCAGAAAUUACCAAUAUACAUUGCCAAUAGUUCAAGGUUUGGUGGUUGAUAUGGAAGUUCGGAAAACCAGCAUCAAAAUUCCCAGCAACAGAUACAAUGAGGUGAUGAAAGCCAUGAACAAGUCUAAUGAGCAUGUCCUGGCAGGAGGUGCCUGCUUCAAUGAGAAGGCAGACUCUCAUCUCGUGUGUGUGCAGAAUGAUGAUGGAAACUAUCAGACCCAGGCCAUCAGUAUUCACAACCAGCCCAGGAAGGUGACUGGUGCCAGUUUUUUUGUGUUCAGUGGCGCUCUGAAAUCCUCUUCAGGCUAUCUUGCCAAGUCCAGUAUUGUGGAAGAUGGCGUCAUGGUCCAGAUCACUGCAGAGAACAUGGAUGCCUUGAGGCAGGCGCUGCGAGAGAUGAAGGACUUCACCAUCACCUGUGGCAAGGCGGACGCCGAGGACCCCCAGGAGCACAUCCACAUCCAGUGGGUGGAUGACGACAAGAACGUCAACAAGGGUGUCAUAAGUCCUAUAGAUGGGAAGUUAAUGGAGUCUAUAACAAGUGUGAAGAUAUUCCAUGGAUCAGAGUAUAAGGCAAAUGGAAAAGUCAUCAGAUGGACAGAGGUGUUUUUCCUAGAAAAUGAUGACCAGCACAGUUGCUUGAGUGAUCCAGCAGAUCAUAGCCGGCUGACGGAGCACAUAGCCAAGGCUUUUUGCCUUGCUCUCUGUCCCCACCUGAAGCUCCUGAAGGAAGAUGGAAUGACUAAGCUGGGACUUCGUGUGACACUGGACUCAGAUCAGGUUGGCUAUCAAGCAGGGAGCAAUGGCCAGCCCCUUCCCUCGCAGUACAUGAAUGACCUGGACAGCGCGUUGGUGCCAGUGAUCCAUGGAGGGGCCUGCCAGCUCAGUGAGGGCCCCAUCGUCAUGGAACUCAUCUUUUAUAUUCUGGAAAACAUCGCAUAGACAGAGGACUUCGUGUUUUUUUCCUGUUCAGACCUGUUGCAACAGCAGUCAUACCAAGUCAUUUGCACUUUAGAACUGGAAGAUUAAGCUUUUGUUAACACUAUUAAUUGGGGGUGGGGUGGGAGUGGGGUUUGGGGGAUUACGGUGGCUGGGGGGACAGAUGUUCCAUUAAUUCUAAGUCUUCUAUGCAUUGUCCACCAGAUCUGGGCAGCUUCCAUUACUGCACCACCGUUAUAUUAUCCUUGAAGCUAAAUCCCCUUCUGUUCCUGUUUAAACAAGAAUUCUGCUCCUGUUUUAAGACUUAUUUAUGGCCUUGUGCUCAAAAAUGCUCAAAUGGGUACAACCAUCACCAAGGGUGGGGUGGGAGGGCAGAGAGGAAAUAAAAUAUGAAGCAUCAGUCUUGUACUUUUUGUACAGAAUUGAUACAAAAAGGAUCACACACUGAUCUUGUUCCAUUUACAUCACAGUAACAAGUAGAAGUCACACUUACGUUUUUGUUUGUUUUUACCAGCUUACCCAACGGAUUAUUACUCUGCUAGCCAAGCAAGGGCACCUCAGUGUGAAUGAGGUGAUUGGAUAGCAGAGCCCAGUUGAGGAUUGCUCGAGAUCUGCCCCACUGAUUGGCAGGUACUGAAUUGGGCCUUUCUGUGAAAGCUGACAAUAUACUCAAGGCAUUUUUAGUUAUAAUGUACACUAGCUGUAUUUUUAAAAACAUUUUAUUGAGAAAUAAUUUAAACUUCCAAGAAAGUUGCAAGUACAAAAAAACCCUAUGUAUGCUUUACCUAGAUUCACCUAUUGUUCACGUUAACACUUUGCUCAUUUGCAUUAUCAGUGUUUCUCCACAAAAAAUGGAGACAUUUGAGAGUAAGUUGCAUAGCUAAUAGCUCUUUACCCCUAAAUACUUUAAUGCUUAUUUCCUAAAAUUAAAGACAUUCUCUUCCAUGGCAGCAGGACAGUUCACAACUUUAGUCAAUCUAACAUUGAUACACCAGCUACUUGACUCGAGCAUCCGUCCAGUAGUGUCCCGCACGGCUUUCCCCUCCUGUAAAGCUUCUAGCCUAGGAUCAGACAAGGCAAAUAGCUUUACUGACCCACCUGUAUCUUUUAUGUCCUCCAUACUUUUGGUGAGUAUAUUCCCUCACCUCAUUUUAAAAAUUUGAUUGGUAGCUUUCCACAAUUAGAAUCAAUUUAUGCAUUCUGGCCAGAAUCCUAAGUGAUGUGUGCUUGUUAUAUAGCCGCCUGCACACCAUUGAUGAGGGUAAAUUUUGAUCACCUGUUCAGUGUUGUCCAAUUUCUCUAGUAUUUCCCCCCUUGGAAUGAAUAACCAAUGUGUACAGACACUUUCAGAUCAUGCAAAUAUCUUGCUCAUCAAAAUUUCCCUAAGAUUUAGCAUCCACGGAUGUUUCUUAUCUGAACUAAUCUUUUACAUGAUGGCUACAGAUUUUUCAAUUCCAGCACUCCCUCCACCUUUACCAGUUGCACUUGGUCAUUAUAAGCAAAAGCUCUUCCUCCUAUUUACUAUUCAUUUAAUUUUCAUUGUGGACUUGUGGAUUCCAUUUUGAAUGGUUCUAACCCAUUAUUUGGGUACUCAAAUAGCUCAGCUUUGGCCAUAGAGCAUGCCUUCAGGGUAGCUCCCCCAUCCUUGUGAAAUGCUUCUAUCAUUUUUUUUUUUAACACUUUACUUUCUGGCCUAACAAGAUUCUCCACACUCAUCUAGUGCUUACAUUGCCCCAGCCUUUGAAUCAGCCAUGGUUUCUUUUCGUGGUAUUGGAAACCAAGGUUUGUUUUAUCCAUGAUAUAUGUGAUAUAGUCAAAGUACUUUCUUUUUCAUUAAAAUUUAUUUUGGUCACAGACCUAA